GACACCAGACAGGCCUCAAGCGCUACGCGAGGCACGCGCAGGGGCGCAUAGCUGCGCCCUACCGGAGCUCGUCGCCGGGUCCGCGGCCGGCGCCGCCGGCCCGCGUGUUCCGGCACGCCGGAACCCAAACGCCUGCGCUGGAGCUGCCGGAGCCGCUGUUUGACUUGUUCGGCAACGUGAACCCGGACCACGAAGAGGCGCAUUACGCCCAGCGGGUCAAAGACAAAGCAGAGAGCGCCACGGAGGCGGCGGCCGAGGCGCAGAAGAGGGCAGACACGGCUCUGAGGAGGGCGGAGAGGGCCGAGCUUGCCCAGGAAGACGCCUUCGCCACGGCGCGCGCGGCGCAGGAGAAGGCCGCGGCGGCCUUGGCGGCAAAGGAAGAGGUUCUGAACGCCGUGGCCGCGGCGGAGGCCGACCUCGACCUUGACCGGGGGGUCAACUUCCGCGCGCGCCGCCGAGCGCGCGGCCGCUGCGAGGGCAUGGGGCAGAGCGCCCUCCGGCUCCAGAAGCAGGGGUGCGAAAAGAAGCUCGCGGACCUGAAGCAGGAGCGCAGCAGCCGCCCCGCGGAGGCUCUGGCAGUGGCAGACGGCGAUGUCGCAUCGAUUCUGAUUACCUAUCCGCAGGUGAUCGACGAGCUCCGCGUGGGGUAUUGGCACGAAAGAGGUUGCAAAACCACGCUCCAGGGGGAGCUCGAGGCCACGAAGGAGGAGAGGAGCUCCGCCGAGGAGCAGCGCGUCGCCGACGCUAGCUACAAGCGCCCCAGGCAGAACUACGGCGGCUGGCGCGGCCGCGGCGGCGGGGGCAACGACGGCUGGCGCGGCGAGAGCUGGGGCGGCGGCGGCUCCGGCGCGGCCCGGGGCAAGGGCGACAGGGGCAGCCGGGGCGCGGCGAAGGGGGCGAACGCAGCAGACGCGCCCCAGAACGCCGGGGCGGCAGAGACCAGCUGGGGGAACUGGCGCUCCCACUGGCUGAGCAGCGCCAGCGAGGAGAAGACCGAGUUCUGA
Prorocentrum cordatum is the source of this 1004-nucleotide messenger RNA. Lineage: Eukaryota; Dinophyceae; Prorocentrales; Prorocentraceae. The record is from the annotation of a GenBank genome assembly.